AUGGAUUCCCUUUCUCAAUUACUACUGAUUCCUGGCUUUGUAGCUCUAAUUUUGCUGUUUAAUCUAUGGAUAUCAUCAAGAAGGCCUCAUAAAGAGCAUCAGACCAACGGCAACGGCAAGUCGCCGCCUGAAGUGACCGGCGCAUGGCCGGUCAUCGGCCACCUCCACCUCCUCAGCGACCGGACCCCCGCUCGCCCGACCCUCGCCGCCAUGGCCGACAAAUACGGCCCAAUCUUCACCCUCCGUCUCGGCGUCUACCGCGUGCUGGUCGUCAACAGCUGGGAAGCCGUCAAGGACUGCUUCACCACCAACGACAAAAUCUUCGCCAACCGCCCCCAAUCCAGCCACGCCGAGUACCUUGGCUACAACUCGGCCGCCUUCGGCUUCGCCAACCAUGGCCCGUUGUGGCGGGAGAUGCGCCGGCUCACCGUCGUCGAGCUGCUCUCGGCGCGCCGGCUUGAGAUGCUGAAGAGAGUGAGAGUUUCAGAGGUGGAGACUAGCGUCAAAGAGCUCUACAAGGAUUGCCCCGGGAAGGUGGUGAUGAGUGAGUGGCUCGAGCGACUGACUCUGAACAUAAUCGUGAGGAUGAUAGCCGGGAAGAGAUACCACGGCGACUGCGCAGGAGAAACAGAUUCAGAGGCGGCGAGCCACUUCAGGAGAGUGAUCAAGGAGUUUAUGUAUGUGAGCGGGGAUUUUGUGCUGUCAGAUAUGAUCCCGUUUCCGCCGCUGAGAUGGGUGGAUUUGUUCGGAAAGUUGAAGGAAUUUAAGCGAAUUGGGACGGAGUUGGACUGGGUGUUCGAGAAAUGGAUCGAAGAGCAUCGCGGAAGGGUCGCCGGAGAUGAGGAAGAAGACUUUAUAGAUGUGAUGCUGUCUAAAAUUGACGAGAGGUUCACUUAUGGCCACACACGCGACACCAUCGUCAAGGCAACCCUAAUGGACCUCAUCUUAGCAGGCUCGGAAACCACAUUUGUCCACUUGACAUGGCUCUUGUCCCUAUUACUCAACAACAGACACGCCCUCAAGCUCGCUCAGCAAGAGAUGGACGACAAAGUGGGCAAAGACAGAUGGGUUGAAGAAUCCGACAUCGUGAACCUGCCCUAUCUCCGAGCCAUUGUCAAGGAAACGCUGCGCCUGUACCCGCCGGCGCCGAUAGCCGUGCCGCACGAGGCCUCCGAAGACUGCCGAGUGGGAGGUUAUCACGUUCCCAAAGGCACUCGCCUCUUCGUCAACGUCUGGAAGCUGCACCGGGACCCUCGGAUUUGGUCCGAUCCCGACGAGUUCAGGCCGGAGAGGUUCUUGUCGAGCCACUCGGAAGUCGAUGCUUCCGGCCACCACUUUGAGUUCGUACCGUUUGGCUCCGGCAGAAGGUCCUGCCCCGGAAUCACACUUGCUACUCAGGUGACGCACUUGACGGCGGCUCGAUUACUUCAGGGUUUUGAGAUGGCGACCAAGUCAGAUGAAGCAGUGGACAUGGCGGAAGGGUUUGGCAUCACCUUGCCGAAGGCGACUCCAUUGGAAGUACUGAUAACCCCCCGUCUUAGUUAUGAAUUGUAUAUAUGAUCAUUGUUGAAUAUGCAUGCGUAAGUCUAUUAGAAUGAAUAAAUACCUACCAUGUUAUAA
Molecule: messenger RNA, 1620 nt
Organism: Diospyros lotus (date-plum)
Lineage: Eukaryota; Viridiplantae; Streptophyta; Magnoliopsida; Ericales; Ebenaceae
Product: cytochrome P450 CYP82J17-like
Biological process (GO): defense response to other organism
Molecular function (GO): iron ion binding; heme binding; monooxygenase activity
Source: RefSeq, a predicted model, not a curated record